GCUCUGCGGAGAAGUUUCCCCAACUCCUGCCCCGCGCCCGGGCUGAGCUCCCCCCCCCCCCCGGCCAGGCGGCAGCGCCCCCAUGUAGCGCGGGGCCCCGGCCGGGCGGGCGGGCGCCAUGGAGGGCAGCGGGGGCGCCGCGGCGGAGCAGCCGCAUUUCCUCAGCGGGGAAGCGGAGCAGCAGCCCGGGGCCGAGGCGGGCGCCGAGGCGGCGGGGCCGGGAGCGGAGGGCAGCGCCCCGGCCCCGCGGCAGCGCUCCCUGCGGGCCGUGUACGUGCUGAACGACAGCCCGAAAGCCGGGGCCGGGGCGCGGAGCCCGGAGGCCGGGGCGCUGCAGUGCCUGGUGCGAGCCUGCGAGGCGCAGGGGGCCCAGCUCGCCACCGUCAACUUCGGGGAGCUGGACUUCGGGGAGACGGCGGUGCUGGACGCCUUCUACGACGCAGAUGUUGCAGUAGUGGAUAUGAGUGAUGUUUCCAGACAGCCAUCACUCUUCUACCACCUUGGAGUGCGUGAAAGCUUUGACAUGGCCAAUAAUGUUAUACUCUACCAUGAUACCGAUGCUGACACUGCGCUGUCACUUAAGGACAUGGUAUCUCAGAAAAACACAGCUUCCAGUGGGAAUUACUAUUUUAUUCCAUACAUUGUAACACCCGGUGCUGAUUAUUUUUGCUGUGAAAGUGAUGCCUUGCGGAGGGCCUCUGAGUACAUGCAGCCUAGCUGGGACAACAUCCUGGGACCACUCUGUGUUCCACUGAUGGACAGGUUUAUCUGUCUUCUGAAGGACAUUCACGUUACAUCAUGUGCAUAUUGCAAGGAAACACUGUUGAAUGAUAUUAGAAAAGCUAGAGACAAGUAUCAAGGAGAUGAACUAGCAAAGGAGCUGGCCAGGAUUAAACUCCGUAUGGAUAAUACUGAAGUCCUGACUUCUGACAUUGUCAUAAACCUUCUUCUUUCUUAUCGAGAUAUCCAGGACUAUAAUGCUAUGGUGAAGCUGGUGGAAACACUGGAAAUGCUGCCUACCUGUGAUCUGGCUGAUCAGCACAACAUUAAAUUUCAUUAUGCAUUUGCAUUGAAUCGAAGGAACAAUACGGGCGACAGAGGGAAGGCAUUACAAGUGAUGCUUCAAGUCCUGCAGACCUGUGAUCACCCUGCUCCAGAUAUGUUCUGCCUGUGUGGGAGAAUCUACAAGGACAUAUUCCUUGAUUCCGACUGUAAAGAUACCAGUAGCCGAGAUAUUGCCAUUGAAUGGUACCGCAAAGGAUUUGAGCUCCAGUCAAGUCUAUAUUCUGGAAUUAACCUUGCAAUUUUGCUGAUUGUGGCAGGACAGCAGUUUGAAACCUCUAUGGAACUAAGAAAAAUAGGUGUGCGGCUGAACAGUUUGUUGGGAAGAAAGGGAAGCUUGGAAAAAAUGAAUAAUUACUGGGACGUGGGACAGUUUUUCAGUGUGAGCAUGCUGGCCAGUGACAUUGGUAAGGCAGUGCAAGCAGCAGAGAAACUGUUUAAACUGAAGCCUCCAGUUUGGUACUUGAGGUCAUUAGUCCAGAACCUGUUGUUAAUUCAGCGUUUCAAGAAACUCAUCAUCGAGCAUUCUCCCAGACAAGAGAGACUGAACUUCUGGUUAGAUAUCAUUUUUGAGGCAACGAAAGAAACAACUAAUGGACUGAGAUUUCCAGUUUUAGUGAUAGAACCAACUAAGGUCUAUCAGCCUGCAUAUGUGUCAAUCAACAAUGAAGCAGAAGAGAGCACUGUCUCUCUGUGGCAUGUCUCACCCACUGAAGUGAAACAGAUUCAUGAAUGGAAUUUUACAGCUUCCUCCAUUAGGGGAAUAAGCAUAUCCAAGUUUGACGAACGAUGUUGUUUUCUUUAUGUCCAUGACAACUCUGAUGACUUUCAAAUCUACUUUUCCACAGAGGACCAGUGUAGUAGAUUCUGUGGCUUGGUUAAGGAGAUUUUGACUGAUGCCGUGGGCAGUGCUUUGGAAUUAGAAGGAGAGAUUGAUGGGGACACACUGGAAUAUGAAUAUGACUAUGAUGAGAAUGGCGAUAGAGUGAUAUUAGGGAAAGGUACUUAUGGAAUAGUUUAUGCUGGAAGAGAUCUUAGCAAUCAAGUUCGAAUAGCCAUCAAGGAAAUCCCUGAGAGAGACAGCAGGUAUUCUCAGCCACUGCAUGAAGAGAUCGCGCUGCAUAAAUAUCUAAAGCAUCGGAACAUUGUCCAGUACCUUGGUUCUGUUUCUGAAGAUGGAUACAUUAAGAUCUUUAUGGAGCAGGUGCCAGGAGGAAGCCUCUCUGCUCUUCUAAGAUCAAAAUGGGGCCCAAUGAAAGAACCCACAAUAAAAUUUUACACCAAGCAGAUUCUGGAAGGGCUUAAAUAUCUCCAUGAGAACCUGAUUGUACACAGAGAUAUAAAGGGAGAUAAUGUUCUGGUGAACACAUAUAGUGGGGUGGUAAAAAUUUCUGAUUUUGGGACUUCCAAGCGGCUCGCAGGUAUCAAUCCAUGUACGGAGACAUUUACAGGAACUUUGCAGUAUAUGGCUCCAGAGAUUAUAGAUAAGGGGCCUCGAGGCUAUGGUGCACCAGCUGAUAUCUGGUCACUGGGUUGUACUAUCAUUGAAAUGGCAACAGGAAAGCCUCCGUUUCAUGAGCUGGGGGAGCCACAAGCAGCAAUGUUUAAAGUUGGGAUGUUUAAAAUUCAUCCUGAAAUCCCAGAAUCACUGUCUGCUGAAGCAAAGGCCUUUAUUUUGCUCUGCUUUGAACCUGAUCCGAAUAAGCGUGUCACAGCAUCUGAUUUACUCAAAGACCUCUUCUUAAAACAGGUGAACAAGGGCAAGAAAAACAGAAUUGCAUUCAAGCCUUUAGAUUAUAAUCGUAGUACGUCCCUCCCACUGCCAGUCCAUGGGGAACAGGCUGGCAGUAGCAGCAGUGAACAUGGCUCUGUCUCACCAGAUUCAGAUGUACAGCAUGAAUUGUUCUUUGAAAAGACAAAGCGAUCUGUUUCAGAGAACCCAGCGAAGCAUCCCAUUUCCCACUUAAGUGUUCCUGAUGAGAAUUCUGCCUUAGAGGAUCGGAGUGCUUCUCCUUCCCUUGAGGAUAGAGAUUCUGGUCUCUUUCUGCUAAGGAAGGACAGUGAACGCCGGGCAAUUCUCUAUAAAAUUCUUAAAGAGGAACAAAAUAAAGUUGCUUCAAACUUACAGGAGUGUCUCACACAGAAUUCUGAAGAACUGCAACUUUCAGUCACCCACAUCAAGCAGAUAAUUGGGAUUUUAAGGGACUUCAUUCGCUCUCCCGAACACAGAGUGAUGGCAUCCACUAUAUCCAAGCUGAAAGUGGAUUUGGACUUUGACAGCACUUCCAUCAAUCAGAUUCACCUGGUGCUGUUUGGAUUUCAGGAUGCAGUGAACAAAGUAUUAAGGAAUCAUUUAAUUAGGCCUCAUUGGAUGUUUGCAAUGGAUAACAUAAUUCGCCGUGCAGUCCAAGCAGCAGUCACUAUUCUUAUUCCAGGCUGCCUCAAGAACACAGACUUGAAUUCCAUACGAUCAUAAAAGAAGGUAAAUUGCCCUCCAGGCUUUGGUAGAGGCAGCAAAUACAGCCUCCCACUCAAUGGCACCAUCUGUAGUCAUGAGAUGGGCUUUGUGACUCCAAUCCUCCAGAUUUCCAAAAGAAGCCCAAUCAACCUUGGAAGAUCUGCCCUUCAAGGGAAAUAACCUAUUCAUUGAGAAGACGGACUAACCAUUACAUACCCUUAAGGACUCAAGUGACAUUCCCUUCGCUGAUAUUUGGAUGGAUGAUGAACUGAGAGCAUGCUUGGAGAUUGUAUAGUCCAUCCUCAGCAAUAACAGAAAAUGCUAAGCAGCAAAAUGGAAGAAAUUCUCCUUAUGGCAUCAAUUUCAAGACUCCCUACAAUUAUGACCGACCGACCUCUUUCUGAAAAUAUCAGAGUUCUCUAGUGCACUUGGUGCCCAUUAGUGCCUUUCACCCUCCAAUGGACAAAUAUUCAGUCUUCACCCACCUGACUAUAGUCAGGUCUCUGAAGGGACUUGUCAGAUCCUUUCCCCCAGUACUGAAAUCUACUCUGACAUGGGACCUCAAUCUAGUCCAGUCAGCAUUAACAAAUUCUCCCUUCGAACCUUUAGCCUCAUGUUCCGUCACUCCUCUGUCUAUGAAGGUUGCCUAUCUGGUUGGCCACCUCAGCCAGAAGAGUAGGUGAGCUGAGGGCCCUUGCGGUUGACCCACCUUAUAUGUCCUUCCAUAAGGAUAAAGUUUCCCUGAGGUUACAUUCUAAAUUUAAUCCAAAAGUAAUCUCAUAAUUCCAUCUGACUCAGGUCAUCUACUUACCUGUCUUCUAUCCAGAGCCCCAUGCCACCAGAGAGGACAGUGUCCAUUGAGCCUUGACCUUUUACCUACAGAUUUCCUUUUACUUUCAGGAAAUCUCCUAAACUAUUUGUCUCCUUUGCUUCCCCCCUCAUACAUUUGGCCAUCUCCUCACAGAGACUUCCUAAAUGGAUUUUGGGCUGCAUCGCUGUGAGUUGAUAGAAACCGCUUCCCCACAACGUGUGAGAGCAUGCCUGACCAGGGCCCAGUGUACAUCUGUAACUUCAUGUAGAGAUGGCCCUCUUCUAGAGAUCUGCAGAGCAGCAGCAUGGGGCUCUGUGCAUACCUUUGAGACACUUUGCCCUGGUACAAGCUUCUACACAUGUAUCCUUCAGUCUGUGAUACAGCAGAGUUCCUCACACCCUCCUCCUCAAUGGGUACAGCUUGUGAGUCGCCUCGAACGGAAUACACAUAGGGACCAUCAUUCAAAGAAGAAAGUCUGGUUGCUUACCUUGUACAGCAACUGGAGUUCUUUGAGAUGUGUCCCUGUGUGUAUUCCACUGCCCACCUCUGCUUCAGAUCCUUCUCCUGAGGUUAUUUGCUGUGGAUAAGGAACUGGAGAGGCAGUCAGUCCACAUCACCCCUUGUACCCUUGGUUUGGAGCAGAAGGAGAAGGGUGAAGGCAUGAGCCAAUGGACACUACUAGUGAAAAUUUUCCAGUCUCAGGCAUGUGGAUCACAUGUGCAAUUCAGAAGGAAUACAGAUAGGAACAGAACAUCUUGAAGAAUGCCAGUUAGUGCACAAAGUAAGUAACCAGACUUUUCUGGAAUUCUUCCUCUAAAAGCAACUCUGUUCCCCCAUUAUGUAAACAGAAUCCUGAGUCUUUACUGCCUGCCCAUGCUAUUUAUUACUUCUGCUACAUCACCAGUGCACCUGUGAUUUUAUAGACAAGUAAGAUUGUGAACGCCAUACAAACAGGGACCUAUCCACGCUUGAAUGCACUAAUACUGCCAUUGCUGUUGUUUGGAAAUGGUGCCACAAAGUCUGUGGUUCCAUUAAUGUAAGAGACUAAUGCUAUCAUGUGUUAAUAUUUGCCAAUGUUACAUUUCACUCCUAGCUACUGGUAUCUCCCUUAUUAAACACCGUAGGAAAGUACAUACCAUGUGGAAAGCAUCAGGAUAAAAUCUCAUCACUACUUUACUCAGCUUUUUUCAGUUAAAGAGGAAAUAUGCCACCCAUAAGAUGUCCAGAAAAAGUGUUGCUUUCCUGUGGUUUUCCCACAUUAACUGCCCCCCAAAAAGCAAGGGUAUGUGGUACUAAAUUGACUUC
Molecule: messenger RNA, 5636 nt
Organism: Mauremys mutica (yellowpond turtle)
Lineage: Eukaryota; Metazoa; Chordata; Testudines; Geoemydidae
Gene: MAP3K15
Product: mitogen-activated protein kinase kinase kinase 15
Exons: 25
Coding region: 119-3538 (1139 amino acids)
Biological process (GO): protein phosphorylation; MAPK cascade; cellular response to stress
Molecular function (GO): ATP binding; MAP kinase kinase kinase activity
Source: RefSeq, a predicted model, not a curated record